AGAAAAUCCCAGCAAACAAGACAAACUAGGAGUCUUGAAACCUUUUCAUUCAAGAAAAUAACAAGAAAAAAAUCCAGCCAAAGCCCAUAAAAUUCCAACUGCCGGCUGCUUCUUGAAAUUCCUCUCCAUCAUCAUAUAUCCAAUACCAAUCAUGGCUCCUUCUCUAACCAAACCUUCACAGUCACUCCAUUUCAAGAAUGGCACAAAAUCUUGAUCACAUUUUUCUAUUGCUUUUCUUUUUAUUUUCCCUGCUGCCAACCAUGGCCCUGUCAAAAUCUUUGACCAGAUGCAAGGACAUAGACCCUGUAGUUCCCACAACACCCUUGCUCACCUUUCUUGAACGUGUGCAAGAAACUGCUCUUUCAACUUUUGGAGAGAGACACUUGGAUCCAAAACUUUACGUUGAUUUGUCCUUAAAAUUCAGUCUCUCAACAACUGAGAAGGCCUUUCAUGGGCUUCCAAGGAGUGAAAAUGGGACAGUUUCGAUUAAGGACUUGGAGGGGUUCUUAGCAAUGUACUUUCAGGGUGCAGGGGAGGAUGUGCUGUACUUUGACCCACCCGAUUUUCUUCCGGAGCCCGACGGAUUCUUGGAUAAGGUGAAGAAUCCGGAGGUGAGGGCAUGGGCGCUGGAGGUUCAUUCUUUAUGGAAGAACUUAAGUAGAAGAGUCUCGGAUGAGGUCCGGAAGCAACCUGAACUCCAUACUUUGCUUCCCUUGCCGGCCCCGGUGAUCGUGCCGGGCUCACGUUUUAGAGAGGUUUACUAUUGGGAUUCCUAUUGGGUGAUCAGAGGCUUGCUGGCAAGUAAAAUGUAUGACACUGCAAAAGCAAUUGUGACUAAUCUCAUUUCCCUUGUAAAUGUAUAUGGUUAUGCCCUUAAUGGAUCAAGGGCCUAUUACACCAAUAGGAGCCAGCCUCCACUCCUGAGUGCAAUGGUCUAUGAGAUAUAUAAUAGGACUGGUGAGAUGGAACUGGUUAAAAAGGCACUGCCUGAAUUGCUGAAGGAACAUCAAUUUUGGGAUUCUGAAGUACAUAAAGUCACCAUCCAGGAUGCUCAAGGCAGAAAUCACACGUUAAGUCGGUAUUAUGCAAUGUGGAAUAAACCCAGGCCUGAAUCUUCAACCAUAGACAAAAAAUCUGCUUCCAAGUUCUUGAAUGUCUCUGAGAAACAGCAAUUUUAUCGAGAACUGGCUUCAGCUGCUGAAUCUGGUUGGGAUUUCAGUACAAGAUGGAUGAGGAAUUCUUCGGAGUUUACAACUUUGGCUACAACAUCAGUCUUACCUGUUGAUUUAAAUGUGUUUAUACUCAAGAUGGAGCUAGACAUUGCCUUCUUGGCAAAAGAAACUGGAGAGGAAAGCAUUGCAGAGAGUUUCUUGGAAGCUUCUCAAGCAAGAAAGAGGGCAAUCAACUCUGUUUUCUGGAGUGAGAAAAUGGGACAGUGGCUUGACUACUGGCUCACUACAGGCACCACAUGUCAGGAAUCUCAAACAUGGAAUGCUCGUAACCAGAAUCAGAAUGUGUUUGCUUCAAACUUUUUCCCUUUGUGGAUUGAUCUGUUCAAUUCAGAUGCUACUUUGGUGGAGACUAUCAUGAGAAGUCUUCGAAGUUCAGGCUUGAUUUGUGCUGCUGGAAUUGCCACUUCUUUAACAAAUUCGGGACAACAAUGGGACUUUCCUAAUGGUUGGGCUCCACUUCAACACAUUAUAGUUGAAGGUCUGGCAAAAUCUGGAUCACAAGAAGCAAGGUCACUGGCAGAAGACAUAGCUGUUAGGUGGAUCAGAACGAACUACGUCGGAUACAAGAAAACAGGUGCAAUGCAUGAAAAAUACAAUGUAGAAAAGUGUGGAGAAUUUGGAGGUGGUGGUGAAUAUGUACCUCAGACUGGCUUUGGUUGGUCAAAUGGAGUUGUAUUGGCAUUUUUGGAGGAGUUCGGAUGGCCUCAAGAUCAGAGGAUAGACUGCUGAUUCGCAAGGAAAUUAACAUUAGCAGAUUUGUAUCACUUUCUUAGAAAGCGCAUCUCCCUUAAUUUUCUUGAGCCAAAUUGCUGACAGAUUAUUUAAAAAAAAAAAAAAAAAUCAGAUUCCUCUCAUAUAUAAAGGGUAUGUGUGUGCAUGUAUACUCUCUUUUCUUCCCCUGUCUACUCAGAUGGAUCUAGAAAAGGGACAAAAAGUUUAAAGAAUUAAUUAGGGUCACUUUCUGUUUCUGAGAUUCUCCCCUAUCAACAGCCAUGGUAGGUUCCAGACAUGAACAUGCAAGAUCAAAUACAAGGAUGGGUGUAUGUAUUCUGUGA
Hevea brasiliensis (rubber tree) is the source of this 2287-nucleotide messenger RNA. Its product is annotated as trehalase-like. Lineage: Eukaryota; Viridiplantae; Streptophyta; Magnoliopsida; Malpighiales; Euphorbiaceae. The transcript is spliced from 11 exons. The coding region runs from base 198 to 1961 and encodes 587 amino acids. Gene Ontology annotation, biological process: trehalose catabolic process. Gene Ontology annotation, molecular function: alpha,alpha-trehalase activity. The record is from RefSeq and is a predicted model, not a curated record.